GCUCCGCACAGUCUGCGUACCUUCAACUCAGCUUUCGGAAGCCUCGCUUGCCUUCCCGUCGGAGUGACGCUUCGUGAAUGGAGAUGCGGACGGCGCAUGCGUAUCUCUUAAAGGGGAGGACUAGUAUUAAAGGGAAUGAAGACGGGAAAGUUCCGAGUUUGAGUAAUUCGGAGACAUGUAGGAAGCGCUUCUGAUUUCGGGGUUCGAGACCAGCCCGGUAGGACUAAGAGAUGAACAACUCCAUAACACCUUCAACAUAUGUACGCUGCCUUGGCUACAGCAUGAUGAGGCAACUGGCAGAUUUCAUUGAUCCACAGGAAGGGUGGAAGAAACUAGCAGCAGAUAUAAAAGAUCCAUCUGGUAUAGACAGAUACAACCAAAUGCAUAUAAGGAGAUUUGAAGCAUUAAAGCAUACAGGAAAGAGUCCCACCUGUGAAUUGCUUUAUGAUUGGGGAACAGUAAACUGUACAGUUAGUGAUCUGGUGGAUCUGCUGAUUAGAAAUCAGUUUUUAACACCAGCCAGCCUUUUACUUCCAGACUCUGUAAGUGUGGCAGACAGUGCUACAGUGACAUUACCUUUACAAGAAACUAUGCCAAAAUGUGACCUAAAAACUCCUUUAAAGAAAGAACAAAUGAUAUCUGUAGUGCCAUUCUCGACUCCAGAUGUUGGGCACCUUGCUGUGGCUUCUGGUAGCCUAGUGACAGAAAAGAACACUUUGCAUUUGAAUGACUCAGGGUUACAGAGUUUUUUGUUUCACAAGCUGCAAAGUGUUACAAAUAACUUUGAUGAUCGAAUGGUAUCCGCCGGUGGUAACAAACUGGGUGAAGGAGGCUUUGGAGUUGUGUACAAAGGAUGCAUUAAUGGCAGAACCGUGGCAGUGAAAAAACUUUGUGCUGUGGCUGAUGUAAGCCUUCAAGACCUGAAGCAGCAGUUUGAGCAAGAAAUAACGAUCAUGGCAAAAUGUCAGCAUGAGAACCUAGUAGAAUUGAUUGGUUUUUCUAGUGACUUGGACCAGCCAUGUCUAGUUUAUGAUUAUAUGCCCAAUGGAUCAUUACUUGACAGACUAGCUUGUCUGGAUGAUACUGCACCAAUUCCUUGGAGAACCAGGUGUAAUAUUGCUCAAGGUGCAGCCAGUGGCAUUUGCUAUUUACAUGAAAAUAACCACAUUCACAGAGAUGUUAAAAGUGCAAAUAUCUUACUGACAGAGGAGCUGGUACCUAAACUUUCUGACUUUGGACUUGCAAGGGCAUCAGUAAGGUUCACACAGACCAUCAUAACAGACAGAAUAGUAGGGACAGCUGCAUAUAUGGCACCAGAAGCUUUGCGUGGAGAAAUAGGCCCUAAAUCAGACAUUUUCAGCUUUGGUGUGGUUUUACUUGAAAUAAUAACAGGGCUUAAACCCAUGGAUGAAAACCGGGAUCCGCAAUUACUGUUGAGUAUCAAAGAGGAAAUAGAAGAUGAAGAAAUGACUAUUGAAGAUUACAUUGAUGAGAAGAUGAGCAACUGGAACCUCACAUCAGUGGAACAGAUGUAUGCAGUUUCUUGCCAGUGCCUGAAUGAAAAGAAGAGCCUGAGGCCGGAUAUUAAGAUGGUCAAGCAACACUUACAAGAAAUGUUGGUGGUGUCGUCUUAACUAGUUUUCAUUAUUGGAUAUAUUCUGUGGGGCUGCUGUAGUUCAUUUUUUAAUGAAUAUAAGUCUUAAUAUUUGUGGAUGUAUUCAAAAAAGCAUAAAGUUUACGACUGCUUUUUAAAGAAUCCAGAUAGCUUGCACAUUCUGCAUACCAUAUAUAAGUCUCUUUAAUAUCUGUACAUUAGUCAGCACUCUCCUCACUUUUGCACUCUUAAUAUUUUAAGGACAUUUAUACAAAAGAUUGUCAGGCAAUGCAAGUCCAUUCUAGUUAGGACGCAAAAAGGGUAUAACUGUUUACCAUUGCAUUAUCAGUUUUUUAAGGGAACUAUUGUAUUGUAAGUUUUAAAGAAAAUAGAAAUUGAAUACAGUUAUGUGUAGGUUUAACUUAUUUGACUAAUGGUUUAUUCCUAAUUUUUUCUUAAAUCUACCUUUUUAUGCUUAAAUCACCAAAAAUCCACAGUAAACUCACCUAUUGUUCCAUCUCAGUUUAAAAUACUGGCUGAAUUAGAAUGUUGAAGUAGCAUCUGUGAGAUUCAAGGAUCACAUAUCCACUCUGUUAGAUGAUCUUGGGCUGGUCUCACACACAUUCCCAGCCUAACCUGAUUCAGAGUUGGUGUGAAGAUAAAAUGGAGAAGAGAAUGAUAUAAGCCACAUAGGCUCCUUAUGGAGGAGCAAGGUGAAGUAUAAACAAGGUGAAUAAAUAAGAGCAAAGAGCAAAUAUAAUCAACUGAAUGCUUUCCAGAGGGUAGGGGGGAACCUAUCAUUUAGAUUUUGUCAAAGCAGCCAAGUAAAUUUCACCAGUCGCCUCUGAUUUUUGUCAAAACAAAGUUCUUUUGCUGAUAAAUGGUUUGACUUGUAUAUUUCUUCCAAAGCAUAAUCUGCUUACCAUGUUAAAAUAUUUCAUGUGCUUAUAUUUGAAUCUGGAAGUAUGGAAAGUUCAAAUUUAUAUUAUGGAUUAUGAAUCUUUUAACUGCUACCUUAAUUCUGUAUUGUAAGGUUUUGUAAAGUUAAUCCUACCUCUA
This is a messenger RNA of Sphaerodactylus townsendi, 2653 nucleotides long. RefSeq names its product interleukin 1 receptor associated kinase 4 (gene IRAK4). Gene Ontology annotation, biological process: signal transduction; protein phosphorylation. Bases 231 to 1634 code for a protein of 467 amino acids. The record is from RefSeq and is a predicted model, not a curated record. Lineage: Eukaryota; Metazoa; Chordata; Lepidosauria; Squamata; Sphaerodactylidae. The transcript has 12 exons. Gene Ontology annotation, molecular function: magnesium ion binding; ATP binding; protein serine/threonine kinase activity.